Aspergillus aculeatus ATCC 16872 is the source of this 1095-nucleotide messenger RNA. Its product is annotated as putative integral membrane protein PTH11-like. The transcript is spliced from 4 exons. Lineage: Eukaryota; Fungi; Ascomycota; Eurotiomycetes; Eurotiales; Aspergillaceae. The coding region runs from base 229 to 945 and encodes 238 amino acids. The record is from RefSeq and is a predicted model, not a curated record.
UUGGGUCAUGGGUUUGGCAAACAUACCUCCACCGUCUCGGUGAAGGACCUGGAAAUCUUCUUAAAGGGAGAGUAUGUUGCCAGUCACCUCUACAACGUAGGUCUCGCUUCGACCAAGCUCGGAAUUCUCGCCCUAUACUGCCGCAUUUUUCCUGUGCGAUGGUUAUCGAGAACAGUGAUAGGAUGCGCGAUAUUCAUUUGCCUUUGGAUCACAACUAUUGAAAUCUUUAUGGGAGUGCUCUGUCGUCCGCUAGCUGCAUUCUGGAACCCGUCUGUCAAGGGUCACUGCUUCAAUUCUUCGGCCCUGUCAUACUACAUUAACUGCUCCAAUAUGGUUACGGACAUAGUCAUCUUCGCCUUACCAAUACCCGUCAUUCUCCAGCUCCGCACGACCCCCACCAAAAGGAUUGCACUGUGCGUUAUAUUCUCUAUUGGAUUCAUCACAUGCGCCAUCAGUGCUGCCAGACUAGCUUAUGUCUUUGCACAGAACUCUAGUGACAUCACCUGGGAGGGUGUCCCCUUGGCUGUUCUAUCCGCUUUCGAAUCCUUUGGAGGCAUCCUCUGCGCCAACCUCCCGAUCAUUUACCGGCUCUUCCGCUCAGCCGCUCAGAAGAUGACCAGCCGUACUGGAAAUAGCUCGUCCGCCCCCAAGACACCUCGCCGACAGUACGGAUACGGAUCGAACAUGUACGGCUCGAAAAGUGUUGGCCGAAGACCCCGCGGCGUCAGUGCAGUUAAUGAUGAACAAUGGAUUCGAUUACCGAAUGGCAACCUGUCCCACGGAACAACCCAUGAGACUGGAAUUACAAUUGUGACCCAAGUACAUGAAGGCUCCCACACGGAGGAGAGUGAAGAGGAUACAAUAGAGCUGGUAGUGAUGCCGAAAAAUGCGAUCACGGUUCAGAGAGAGGUCCACCAGAGCGUGGAAGAUAGCAAUUCGUCAUAGGAAAAGACAGGGCAACCCACCCCUCACUCGCACCAAUACCACAAUUUGAUAUGUUCAACCAGCAUCCAAAUGGCUUGAUUAUACCCCCUUAUUAGAAUCUUGUGCGAGCUCGGCCUUAGACCUCUGGCGAGGCUUUGACCCGCAACUUUC